UUAUAAAACCUUUUGUUUCUUUUCCUUUUCCCCUAUUUUUACUAGUCAAUCUGCUUCACUUUCACUCACUUUCCUUGUGCUUUCCUCGUUAACAUACGCCUUGAAAACUGUUUUUUACUUUCUUUUUUUAUUUUACAUUUAUCUUGAAAUACCGUUUUUGCUUAUUUCAUCUGAUUUAAUAUUUUCGGUCAUUUCCGUUCUUCCAACAAUUUUUUUUUUAAUUGCAGUUGGAUUCUUUUUUCUGGCAGUUGAUUCAUCCUCUAAAUCUUCUCAGGUCAAUGUAGCUGGGUUUUUCUCCUAAAUUACAAUUUUCGUUUCAAAUUCGGGGAUUUUGCUAUCAAACUAUGUAGUUGAGGAUCCUGGAGCCUUUGUAGUAGUAGUAAUAAUAAUAAAACCCUCUUUCUACUUUUACCGGGCUUAGAUUGAAAUCUCCAGUUUUAUUUAUUUAUUUUUAUUUUUACGUUUCUAGCAUUAUUAUCACAAGGAUUUCCUUUUUCUUCUUUUGGUCAAAAACUUAGAUUCAUUUUAUUUUAUUUUGAGGCUUUUAUCCCCGCUGAUUAUUCAAGCAAAGUGUUUUUUCCCCUAUUUCCUUUAGUUGAUUUAUUGGAAGCUUCGAGUUUUCAGUUUGGUAAGUCGAGUUUGAGAGUGUGUUGGAUUAGUGGGUAAUAAGUGCCGACUUUGACACAGAUCUGAGUUAAAAUAACCAACAUUAAGCUCUUUGGGGGUAUUGGGUAUUGUUAAAGAAAAUUGUGGGGUAUUGGGUAUUGUUAAAGAAAAUUGUUCUCUUUUGUUUUUUCCUACUUGAGAAUGGAUCAUGUGAUUGGUGGUAAGUUCAAGCUUGGAAGAAAGAUUGGCAGUGGCUCUUUUGGAGAGCUUUAUUUGGGGGUAAAUGUGCAAACUGGAGAGGAAGUUGCUGUCAAACUGGAAUCUGCAAAGACCAAGCAUCCUCAGCUUUAUUAUGAGUCAAAAUUGUAUAUGCUUCUUCAAGGAGGAACGGGUAUUCCCCAUCUCAAGUGGUCUGGAGUUGAGACGGAUUACAAUGUCAUGGUAAUUGACCUUCUUGGACCUAGUUUGGAGGAUUUGUUCAACUACUGCAAUAGGAAACUUUCCUUAAAAACAGUGUUGAUGCUUGCUGAUCAAAUGAUUAAUAGGGUAGAAUAUAUGCAUUCAAAAGGCUUUCUUCACCGUGAUAUAAAACCUGACAACUUCUUGAUGGGCUUAGGACGCAAGGCAAAUCAGGUAUAUGUCAUUGACUACGGUCUUGCAAAGAAGUAUAGGGAUCUUCAGACUCAUAAGCACAUCCCGUACAGAGAAAACAAGAAUCUGACUGGCACAGCUCGUUAUGCAAGCGUUAACACUCACCUUGGAAUUGAGCAAAGCCGAAGAGAUGAUUUGGAAUCCCUUGGUUAUGUGCUCAUGUAUUUCUUGAGAGGAAGCCUUCCCUGGCAGGGGUUAAAAGCUGGUACAAAAAAGCAAAAGUAUGAUAAGAUUAGUGAAAAGAAGGUAUCGACUCCUAUAGAGGUUCUUUGUAAGUCAUAUCCGUCUGAGUUUGUGUCUUAUUUUCAUUACUGCCAAUCUUUGCGGUUUGAAGAUAAACCUGAUUAUUCAUAUUUGAAGAGGCUUUUCCGAGACUUGUUUAUAAGAGAAGGUUAUCAGUUUGACUAUGUCUUUGACUGGACUGUAUUGGAGUACCCAAAGAUUGGUGGCAGCUCCAGAGGGCGGCAUUCCAGUGGAAGGGCAGGUUUAGCUGCUGGACCAACCAUUGAAAAACCCGAAAGAAUCUCAGUGGGAAGAGAGAUUCGGGAUAGAUUCUCUGGUGCUGUUGAAGCAUUGUCCAAAAGAAAUAUUUCAAGUACCAGUCCUCAUCUUGAUCAUUCUAGACACAAGACUGUUGAUGAUGGGGCUUUGUCAAAGCAUGCGCUCUCUGAUUCAGAUAAAAGACGCAGUUCUUCUCGAUAUGGUAGCACUUCAAGAAGAGCUGUAGUGGCAAGCAGGCCUAGCUCAUCCGUUGAAGCCAACGACGCACCACAAAACCGACUAGCAUCAGGUGGUGGCCGCAUGUCUACCACACAAAGAAUUCAACUUGCCUUUGAAUCUAAGACAUCUAGCCGAGCCACCCCUGUUAGAGGAAGCCGUGAUGAUCAUCCUCUUAGAAGUUUUGAGCUCCUCUCGAUUAAGAAAUAAUGGCAUUGAAUGUCAAUCCCGAGUCGAUGUUUCCAAGAACUUAUAUUCUCACUCUGUAUAUGGGAUACCUCACCAGAUUCAGUGCCCCUAUAGCUCAUUUAACUUACCCCAUUGGCAACAUUUUUUUUCUCAAGGUUGUCUCCCACCAGAAGUGUAAUGUGUUAUAAACAGCAUGAAAGAGAAACUUGUGGAUCGGAAAUUCGGAGCUCAAUUUGUCAUAUGCAACCUGAAUAAUGGCUGCAAUAUGAUACUGUUCCAUCUGUUUUUUUCCCCUUCUCAUGAAAAUUAAACCACCAGCAUCUGGCAAUUGUUGCUGGUUUUUAAA
Messenger RNA from Gossypium arboreum, 2509 nucleotides. Its product is annotated as casein kinase 1-like protein 6. The transcript has 14 exons. Gene Ontology annotation, cellular component: nucleus; cytoplasm. Gene Ontology annotation, biological process: signal transduction; endocytosis; peptidyl-serine phosphorylation. The coding region runs from base 808 to 2184 and encodes 458 amino acids. Gene Ontology annotation, molecular function: protein serine/threonine kinase activity; ATP binding. The record is from RefSeq and is a predicted model, not a curated record. NCBI's taxonomy places the organism in Eukaryota, Viridiplantae, Streptophyta, Magnoliopsida, Malvales, Malvaceae.